UAAAGGUGCUCCAUAACGCGUAUGAAAACAAUUACAGCUACUUGUAUUGACGCAUGUUAAAGGGGCGUGAAAUUUCUGCAAUAUCCAAAAUCGUGUACGCGCAUUCACCUGCAGCUCUGAACAUCACCAAAAGCGUGUGUGCGCAAAAAAAUAAAUAGCCUAACAGGAAUACGGAUAAGCGGUGGCUUGCAAAGGAAAGACAAAUGCUUAAACUGCGAAACGGAUUGCCAUCCUGAAUGAAACACAGAUGUUUUUUUUCGACGGACACAUACAGGUUAUUACGACAACGAGCGACGACUCUCGCUGAUGCUCCAGAUUUCGUUACAUCUGCUCUUGCUCGUCUGCAGAAGAUCCAUCAUUGAGAUCUUGACAGCAUUACAGCCGAUGAGGGGUGCACCGGAUAUACUAUUUAUACCCAGACACACAGAGCAGCAAUAAUGCGAAUUGUCGAUUUUGUCACAGACAUUAGUUGUGCAAUGUAAUUUCAGUCCUCUCGCCUGCUUUCUAGAACGGAGAUGUAAAGGAAGCGAACGGGGUUUUUUUCACCGAGUAACAAACCUCCCAUCCAUUAUUUAAUUGAUGCAUGAUAAAUUCUGGUGUGGCAGAAAGAUUGGAAAAUAAAAUCAAGGACGGAUACCUCUUUACUGCUUCAAAUCAUAUCAAAUCUUUAUUUAUCUCCAGUCAGUGGACUCGCGGCAGAAGCCCAUUUCUGAGGGUACCGGUGGGGGAGAUAGGGGGAGAUAGAGACGCCGGAAAUAGCAGAAACAAAUCACAGGAGAGUAGACAAUUGGGAGCAAUAGUGAAAAUGCUUCCUUCGCAAGAAGCCUCAAAGAUUUACCAUGACAACUAUAUGCGUAACUCUCGAGCCAUCGGUGUCCUGUGGGCCAUCUUCACCAUCUGCUUCGCCACCAUCAACGUGGUAGUCUUCAUCCAGCCUUACUGGAUCGGGGACAGCGUGAGUACACCACAUGCCGGUUACUUCGGGUUGUUCCAUUACUGCGUGGGUGACGGUAACUCGAACCGGGAGCUGAUUUGCCAAGGAACAUUUUCCGACUUCAGCUCCAUCCCGUCCGGCGCGUUUAAGGCGGCCUCUUUCUUCGUGCUGCUGUCCAUGGUUCUCAUUUUGAGCUGCAUUGCCUGUAUGGCGCUCUUCUUCUUCUGCAACACCGCCACCGUUUACAAAACCUGCGCUUGGAUGCAGCUUCUGUGCGCUGUGUGCCUGGUGCUGGGCUGUUUGAUUUUCCCAGAUGGCUGGGAUGCAGAGGUAAUCCGGGAUAUGUGCGGAGAGGAGACAGGAAAAUACACACUGGGAAACUGUUCAGUGCGCUGGGCUUACAUACUGGCCAUCAUCGGAAUCCUAGAUGCUCUCAUUCUGUCCUUUCUUGCUUUUGUCCUUGGAAACCGCCAGAACGACUUUAUGCAUGAUGAAAUCAAAGCUGAAAAUAAAGAUUUGGCAGUAUCCAGGAUUGAGAUACGUGAUACGAAGGACCCUCGAUUCGGUGUCCAGCGGUUUCCGUGAGGAGACGGCAUCCUCCAUCCUUUAUCUUCUCCUCCAUUCCUCUCUCCUUGUCCUCAGGCCUGUGUCUCUUAACUCAGUCAGGAUGCUGCUAGUUCAGCUCUUUGUAAUAUAAAAAAAGACUGGAAUACACUUCAAGAAGAGAACAUAUUCAACAUAUACCUAUUUAAAAACCAUGAGAAUUUAAAAUCAGUAAAAAGAAGAAAAAAUCAGCUUUACAUAAACCAACAACUCUGGGAAAGUAACAUGUUACACAUAUUAUUAUUGCUAUUUAAUAAUGCUUUGAUGACAAUUAUGAUGAUAGUCAUGAUUAUGCUUGCAACAGCGAUAUAAUGUUCAGACUUUCAUAUUUUAUCUAAAAUGGGGAACAUAUUUCUAGCUUUAAGAAAAUGUAAUGAAUCAAUGCAUAUGUACAAGAGAUUGGGUGCUACUCUGGACACGCAGAUAAAAAGGGAAAAACAUCAAGCCAAAAAUUUAAAGAAAAAAAAAAGAAAAAAAAAAAGAACAAAAACAUUUUGUACAGCACAAGAUGUAAUUUUAAAGACCAUCUUUUUCUGACAAAUUUUUAAUUCCCCUCUUUGUACAUGUGGUCAGCAAUCAAAGUUAAAUGAUUAAUUAAAUAGUUAAUUUGUAAAUUCUAUAUUUAUAUUGAUACAGGGUACAGCCAUUAAGCAUUUAUUCACCCACAUCAUAUUCCUUCUACAAACUGGAGUGGACUUAGAAGAUUUAUUAAUUUAUCUCUCAGUUCACCUGAAGGUACCAAUAAUCACUCUAUGACUGUGCAACAGAAAAGACUAACAACAGUUAAAUGCACAACUAUCCCACAGACAUCUAAUUUGACAUGCAAAUCUCUUCUUACAUUUCUUUUAAUCUUUUUUUAAACAUUUUUUUUUUUUUUUUUUUUUUUUUUUACAGGAACAAUAUUUCCUUUUUCCCUGAACCUUUUAGAGAGAGUGAGAUAAAUUUAUCAAUAGGGAAUAGCAUGUGAACAUUCUUCAGACUCUGUUACAUUAAUUUCAUAAUUUGUCAUUUUCUGCAGCUUUUUGUGGUCAUUAUACCAAGGUGAAUUUUUCUUUCAUUGUUUUCAUUAAUCAUUUGUCUCGAGGAAAAGCCCUGCAUGCUGCAUUUUACUCAGGCCCAAUAUGUUCAUACCUGCCAUCUCCCACAUUAGAGCACAGUGGAACAGCACAAAGUUAAAAGUAACCCAUCUAGGUCACUACUGAGCCCUACACAGUCAUGAAUAUGACUACCUCUUUCCAAGGAAGAUGUGUAGCACAAUUAUUCACACAAUUUCUCAGCAUAAACUCACCAUUCAUUCAAUGGACUUAUGUGACUUUAUAUGCAAAAUGCAACAACCGAUUCUUGUAAUGAUGAUAUCAACAGUCCCAACUGCAAAUAAGACGAACAUUAAUAUUUUGUUAUAAAUCUCUUAAAUGUCUGCACCAUAGUGCACCAUUCAAACGAAAUCUGAAUUUGUGCAGAAUCAAUAUUGGUCGCAGGUUUUACUAUGUUUCAGUUCUCUCCACUUUGUGUUAAACGAUCUUGUAAAGGCAUGAUUUCUGCUAUGUGGCAAGAUCCAACACAGACCUGCAAUGUGUACUGGACAACACCAGUUUGGAUCACCUUAAGAGGAAAGCCCUGUUGGGGUAGGUCUGGCCCCUAGUCUGUGGCCCCUUGAGUGGCGGAUUUUGGAGAUGACAUGAGAAGGACUCAGAGCUGAAAAUAAAAUGUGAUGGACUCUAUGGUGCUUAAACCCUUUUCACCCUUAGAUAAAGACUGCUUUGCUGCUCCCCAUCUACCUCAGCCUUGAACCCCUCCUACUCUUGAUAUGCGACACUGGAAAACAAGCUUAAGAAUAAUGCUGAGAUCAGACGGAGAGUGGGGGUAUGAGGACCAGGAAGAAUAGUCUGCAUUGGACUUUGAGACUAAUGGCUUUCUAUUCCAUAACCUUAAAAUGCAGCUUCUGCAUAAACUCCUUGCAUCUCAUCAGUCACUACACUACUGUUAAAAAGUUAGGAAAUACUAAGACAUUUUUUGUUUGCUUGUUUAAACAACUUGAGAUUUUUAUUCACCUAGGAUGCAUCAAAUUAACCAGAAAUUACUGUAAAGAAAUUUACAAUGGUGUAUUAUAAAUGCGGCAUUAUUAAAACUCUGUUCAUCAAAGAGUCUUACAUGUGCAUCAUUCAGUAUUCAGCAGCUUAUUAAGGCAUUCUCCUGCUUUCUGCAGCCCUUACCAUACGUGUUUUGACUUGUUUUGGUAAUUCCCAUUAACCCCAGUUCAACACUAGAAACUUAAAUUAAUUUAUCUGUAAUACCUUUUUUGAAAAUAAUAAUAAUCACAAUAAUAAUUUACAAUCCAUUCUUUAUGUUUUCUUGCCCAUUUAAGCACUUUCUUCUGCCAGAGUCAUUUUUGAAAUGCCAACAGUACCUCUGUUUCACUGUGGAAGUUCAACUUUAAUGUGUACAGUUCAUUAAAGGGUUAGUUCACCCAAAAAUGAAAAUGAUGUCAUUAAUGGCUCACCCUCAUGUCGUUCCAAUC
This is a messenger RNA of Carassius auratus (goldfish), 4055 nucleotides long. RefSeq names its product LHFPL tetraspan subfamily member 4a (gene lhfpl4a). Gene Ontology annotation, molecular function: GABA receptor binding. The transcript has 4 exons. NCBI's taxonomy places the organism in Eukaryota, Metazoa, Chordata, Actinopteri, Cypriniformes, Cyprinidae. Gene Ontology annotation, biological process: sensory perception of sound; gamma-aminobutyric acid receptor clustering. The record is from RefSeq and is a predicted model, not a curated record. Gene Ontology annotation, cellular component: inhibitory synapse; postsynaptic membrane; plasma membrane. Bases 584 to 1519 code for a protein of 311 amino acids.